Penicillium brevicompactum is the source of this 2754-nucleotide messenger RNA. RefSeq names its product SH3 domain protein. Gene Ontology annotation, molecular function: protein binding; ubiquitin-protein transferase activity; zinc ion binding. The transcript has 2 exons. The coding region runs from base 1 to 2754 and encodes 917 amino acids. Lineage: Eukaryota; Fungi; Ascomycota; Eurotiomycetes; Eurotiales; Aspergillaceae. Gene Ontology annotation, cellular component: nucleus. The record is from RefSeq and is a predicted model, not a curated record. Gene Ontology annotation, biological process: mitotic cell cycle checkpoint signaling; ubiquitin-dependent protein catabolic process; protein ubiquitination.
AUGUCUCAAGCAAAUGGGUUGGCCGAUUUCGAAAAAGAGCUGGUAUGCUCGAUUUGUACCGAGCUCUUCUACCAACCCCUCACCCUCCUCGAUUGCCUCCACACUUUCUGUGGCUCCUGCGUGAAAGAAUGGUUCUCCGCACAAGGGUCGCGGCCCUCCCGAAACUCACCCCGAUUCACCUGCCCAUCUUGUCGCGCCGAGGUGCGCGAUACCCGCCCGAAUGCCACAGUGACAACUCUCUUGGGCAUGGUCUUGGAUGCGCAUCCAGAUCGUGCCAGGUCCACUGACGAGAAGGCGGAAAUUGCACAACGUUACACCCAUGGGGAAUCUGUAUUUCCGACACCUGCAUCCGGUGGCGAGAGCGCAGAAGACGAUCAGGAUGAUGGACGACUACUGGAUGAAGUGCGCGAGCUGAGUCUUCGCGAAAGUCGGGCGCAUGCAAGGCGGGAGGCUCGUCGGACGGCAAAUUCCUCGCGGACUCGGGACAGCGGACACACCGAACGACAUGCGACCGAGGGUCGGUCAAGACGUCGAAGGGAGGAUCGCACACCGGGCCCCGAUGGUACGGAGCGGUCACGGCGCGUUGAGCAUCAAUCCAGCUUACGGUCGCUGUUGAGUUUGUCGUCAGAUAUGGAGACCAUGGAGGAAGAAAUAUUGCGCCAAAUUCUCGAGGAAGGGCUUUUGGAUGACAUCAACCUGGAUAAUUUGGGACCCAGACAAGAGGAGGAGCUCAGUGAACGCAUCGCGGAGGCGUAUCGCCGAAGGCACAUGCGGCAAUCGCGAUCAAGGCAGCGACAAGACCAUGAUCAGAGACAGGAGUCGGAUAACGAUUCACGAGCGCAUAGAUCAGAUUCCACACAGAGAACUGCAGAGUCAACUCCCGCCACUCGAGAGCACAAUGAUAGACGGCCGCCGGUUUCCAGACCGCAUCUGCUGCAUGCAGCACCGACGCGACCGAGCGUUUCAGGUCACCAAAGGCGAAACUCAGAACAAGGUAGGGUGCGCCGACGCACCUCGCCUGUUCGAACAAAUCAGGCAUCUGCGUCAGAUGAUGCCAUACGGCCCGCUGUUCGGUCUUCGAGUGAUAUGACUGCGGAUCGGACUCACCCCUCUCAAACUGGACGGAUACGUUCAGAAUCCUCAUCAGCCAGACCGCGACGCGCAACUGAGUCGGGACAAAACGCUACUAGUGUCUGGGCAGCAGGCGGACGAGAAAGAAGUUCUCAUAGACAAGCGGCCAGCGAAUCGGCUACAGGCUCUCCAGCUGCUGCUAGUGCACCGUCUACGCCUCUCCAGUAUUCGGCAUCCACCGAGCAUAAUUUGCCUUCCAUGUCCUCACCUCUUGUCCCGAACAGGUCGGAGCGAAGGACGAGAGCAAUAUCCUCUCGACCCAGCGUCCCCGCGUCUCCCCCUGUACAAUAUGUCGAGCCCUCAAUAUCUUGCGACAGUUGCAAAAAGACCAACAUCCAGUAUGAUCUACACAAACAAUGCAUGCAAUGCAACAACGGCAAUUAUCAUCUCUGCCUUCGAUGCUAUCGGCUGGGCCGUGGCUGUCAUCGAUGGAGCGGGUUCCGUGCGUCGGCAAAGGCCAACUUUCAGAGAAUGGUUGCUUCCUCUACUCAUCAGCCUAUACAUAUCAAUGAACCAGGCCACGUAAUGCUCUGGUUCAAAUAUCAACGUCCGGCAGAGACAUCUACGAACACGGCGCAUGGCGAGCGACAAAUGACCAGUGACAACCCUGCUCGCCGCCUGAAAAGUGGUCUCUUCUGUAACAUGUGUCAAUCAACGGCAAACGACUGCUUUUGGGAAUGCAGAAAGUGUAACGAUGGAGAUUGGGGCUUCUGCAACUCCUGCGUUAACCGAGGACAGUGUUGCACCCACGCCUUGCUUCCCAUACGUCGCAUAGCCCACAGCCAACCUGCAGCAUCUUCAUCUACUAUGCACCCACAACUAUCCACCGAAGCUCUCGCUACUCCUACUCUCCCGUCUGAGAUCGAGAAUUUCAAAAUCCUGUCAUUCUCAACGAACUGUGAUAUUUGCACCUACCCAAUCCCGGCAUCCAACACACGCUACCACUGCCUCAAGUGCAACGGCGGUGACUAUGAUGUCUGCAAAAACUGCUAUCUAAAACUGGUUGCCACAGGCAAAAUCAGCCGGGAAAACGGCCAUCAAGGCUGGCGGCGCUGUUUAGCCGGUCAUCGAAUGAUCACAGUCGGCUUUGAGGACCACGAAGAAGGCCAGCGCCGCGCCAUUGUGAAUGAUCUUGUCGGUGGCCGUGCUCUGAAAGAUGAGCACGUAGCGCAACCGCAACCGCAGUCCCCUGCCUCCCCGGCAGUCGGUGGCCCAGUCGCAUCACCCAAGUUAGGCUCUGGUGGUUGGAGCUGGAAGGAAGACCACGGCCCUGAGCGGCGGAAGAAGGCAUCCCGCAUUCGCGGUACCGCUCUCGCCCUUACCAGUGGAGGCCAUGUGUCUUCUUCUGAUCUUUCAUCUCAAGCCGGUACCACAAGUGCCAGCCCUGUUCAGAGCGUUUCACUACUUCGCAAGUUCCCCCCUAAUGGUGGUGUUGGUCUCGUCGUCGAGGCUAUUUGGUCUUGGUAUCCCGAAGAAGAUGUCGUGGAUGAAUUGGUGUUUCCACGGGGUGCAGACAUCACCGAGGCGGAAAACAUCAAUGACGAUUGGUUUUGGGGUUGCUAUGCUGGAAAGACCGGGUUGUUCCCCGGUGCGCAUGUCAGAGUUGUGAGGGAAAUCAAGUAA